Paraglomus occultum is the source of this 825-nucleotide messenger RNA. Lineage: Eukaryota; Fungi; Glomeromycota; Glomeromycetes; Paraglomerales; Paraglomeraceae. The record is from the annotation of a GenBank genome assembly.
AUGCCCACGCUAAUACACGAAUAUUUUAAUCGUAAACAUACCGAGUGGAGUAUCACUGAAUAUCUAAACGAAAGCAAUGAAGAACCGUUUCAAUUAAAAAUAGAUGUAUAUCUAAAAAGUCUUGCGAACAUUAUCAAAAGUGAUCAUGGAAAGAGACGCGACAGAGCGCGAGAUCUUCUUGCUAAAGAACCUAGACCCGAUUACGAAUUAGCAAGGAGAUGGGAGAAGGAGCGUUCGCGUAAGCAGGUCUACCUUCAUCAACCAACUAUAAACGGGACUGUAAGUGGUCCGAUAAAUGGUGCAUAUAUAACUGGGACUGUAAGCGGAACUGGUGUAACAGUUGGAACUGUAGGCGGAACUGGCGUUGAAUUAUCCACAUCAAAAAAAAGAGAUCAAGAGGUUGAAGCCACUAGUUCAUUAAUAAAUAUCACCAAAGAAACCUUUGCGACGACAAUUGGAAACGUUCAUUCUGCUGUCGAAAACAUCAAUGAUACACUGAGGAUUACAGGAGGUGAGUCAGUAACAGCUACCAAUGAGAAACGUGCUCAUUGUGCUACUUCAGCUUCAGCGACAGAAGAAUCUGCUAAACGGCUCAAGAUCAGUGGUGAUCCGCCAAGACGUAGUAUUAGUACAGAAUAUGUAUGGCUUCUUUAUCAGCAAUCAAAUGACUAUGACAUCGAUAGGACAUGUGAUGACAUUGAUGAAACAUGUGAUGAUAAUGAUAACACAUUCAAUGAUGUGCUUUCAGAAUGCAUUGAGGAUGAUAACUUCACAAUGGACUUGAAAUCAGUUGCCAAGCAACUCAAGCAGACGCCAUUGGAUGAG